AUGCUCUCUGGAAUUGGACCAAAAAAACAUUUAAAUUUUCACGGUAUUACAACCAUCAAAGACUUACCAGUAGGUUAUAACUUACAGGAUCAUGUGUCACUUCCUGUGUUCGUAUUUACAGAUCGCAAAUAUAGAUCAAUUGAGGACAUAAAAAAUGAAAGUAGUGAUUUGUUGCAAAAAGAAAUGAGCCUAUAUUCAAAAAAUAUAUCAACACUCGGCCUAACGAACCUUAUGACAUUUUAUAAAUCAAACGACGAUUUAGAGUAUCCUGAUAUACAACUAAUAAAUUUCAGAAUUCCGUUCAACUCAACAAACUCUUUUCCAAAUAAAAUUAAUGUUUUAACAAACAUGUUUGGAUAUGCUAAAAAAGUAACAGAUUUAUAUGACGAGUUAAACUGGUUAAGUGACCUUAUAGUAAUCACACCAGUUUUGUUACAACCAUUAAGUACAGGUCGAGUUAUGUUGAAAUCUGUAAAUCCGUUAGACGAUCCAAGAAUUAUUUUAAAUUAUUUAUCAUAUGACAAAGAAAUAGAAACCCUAUUAAAGGGUAUUGAAUUUGUUGUCAAAUUAUCUAAAACUAAAAGUAUGAUUGAUGCUGGGCUUGUAUUAGAGGAGCUGAAAUUAUCAAAUUGUGCCAAUUGUAUUUGGGACACUCGAGAGUAUUGGAUUUGUAUCAUUCAGAACUUAGCAGCUCCUUUUUAUCAUGUCGUUGGUACUUGUAAAAUGGGUCCAGAAGAUGAUUGUUAUUCUGUUGUUGAUACUAAAUUAAGAGUGAAAGGUAUAAAUGGUUUGAGGUUGAUCGAUAGUUCAAUUAUGCCGAAAAUUGUUUCUGUGAAUACCAACGCAGCUUCAAUAAUGAUUGGUGAAAAAGGAAGCGAUAUAAUAAAAGAAUGUUAUGGAAAGCUUUGA
Molecule: messenger RNA, 909 nt
Organism: Macrosiphum euphorbiae (potato aphid)
Lineage: Eukaryota; Metazoa; Arthropoda; Insecta; Hemiptera; Aphididae
Source: the annotation of a GenBank genome assembly